UCCGAUAAAAGGCGCGAAACUUUUAUGUCAAAACGACCAAAACAAAGUUCUGUGUGUUAUGUGGUGUGUAAAAACAAACAAACUUUUUUGUCGUAAUGGAAUUGUCUCGAUAUAAAGGUCGUGUUCAAAAUGCAUUGAAACUAAGUGGCUAUGUUGUCCGAUCAGAAAUAUCACAGUUCUUAGCUCAACAAUUGUUGACUCUGAAGGAGUCGGAACGGGAGAAAUGGUUGGCUACAAUACUAAAUCACAUUCAGAAUCAAUCACUGACAUCGUCGGUGAUUGAGAAGUCGAACGUUGAAUUGGCGAUACGAGAAUGCUCGAAUUCUGGUCUAGACGAAUCGGAAACGGUAUUCAGUGUCAUCAACGCGUUCGAUGUGCCUAGUUAUAGAUAUGACACCGAUCGGAAGCACUUCAUUCUGGACACCAAACACAAAAGCAUACUGCCCGACGCAACAAUCAAAUCGAUCUAUUUAACGGAUCGCUACAACAUGUUGUGGCAACGGACCUCCAGGCACGAACUCUUCUCGGCGGUGGUGCAAGGUACCAAAUCACAAGCCAAAAAGUUUCAGCUGAGAAGAGUCGAAAAUCUCUUGGCUGCGUCCAAAAUGAGGGAUGUCGUCGUUUUGGGCUUGCUGACACAGAUCCGUGAACGAAAGCUAUUCAUCGAAGAUCCUACUGGAAUUGUCGAGCUUGAUCUGUCCAAUGCACAGUAUCACAGCGGUUUGUUCUGCGAAGGUUCCUUUGUUCUGGUUGAAGGAACGUACAACGACGAAAUUUUGAAGGUGUCCGGUUUGGGUUUUCCACCGCCAGAGAUGGCUGAGUCGAGUCGUAGCUAUUUCGGUACAGCGAAUACUUGGGGAGGAAGGUCGAAAAGUUUGUUGAAAAGUUCUCCACGGCUGCUACAGAUUGAACGGUCCAACACUGAUGCGACUUUAGUAUUCGUUUCGGACUGUUGGCUUGACAAUGGAGAGGUUAUGGAGAAACUGAACAUGCUGUUUAGCGGAUACAAUAGCUGCCCACCAAGCGCUAUCGUGCUAAUGGGAUCAUUCAUCAAAUCGUCAGAGAACCCGUUCACCUUGAAAGCCAAAUUAGCUGAACUAGCCGAUGUAAUCGAGCCGUAUAUGGGCAUCAAACAGGACACCGACAUCGUGUUCGUACCGUCACUGGACGAUCCAGCGACAGCGAAUAUUUUACCACGACCUCCGUUGCCGAACUGUUUGUGGAAAGACUUUCAGAAAAAGGUUCCGCGAGCAAUUUUCGCGACGAAUCCAUGCCGGUUACAGUAUUGCACACAGCAGAUUGUCGUGUGUCGAGCCGAUUUGGUAACGAAAUUCUGUCGGAACACCAUACACUUUCCCAAAUCCGGACAACUGGAAGAUCAUUUUGCCCGGACGCUCAUUUGUCAAGGUAAUCUGACGCCACUUUGCCAGAUUACGCUUCCCACAUACUGGCAAUUCGAUGCAGCGCUCAGUCUCUAUCCACUUCCCGAUUUGGUUGUCAUCGGAGAUCCUAGUCAAGGUUUUCAUACCACCCAGCAAGGAUGUGCCGUUAUUAAUACGGGAUCGUUUCCAAAAUCAAAGUUCGCUUUCAAAGUUUACGUGCCGUCGAGCAGAGUUGUGGAAGACUCUCAAAUUCCAGACGAGAUGGACGAAUAGAUUUUCGACUUUUUUACUCGUUGAAACGUCUUCGAUCGAGAUCAAUAAACUUGUUUGAGAC
Bradysia coprophila is the source of this 1716-nucleotide messenger RNA. It is a transcript of the gene PolE2, whose product is annotated as DNA polymerase epsilon subunit 2. Gene Ontology annotation, molecular function: DNA binding. NCBI's taxonomy places the organism in Eukaryota, Metazoa, Arthropoda, Insecta, Diptera, Sciaridae. The record is from RefSeq and is a predicted model, not a curated record. Gene Ontology annotation, biological process: DNA-templated DNA replication; error-prone translesion synthesis. Gene Ontology annotation, cellular component: epsilon DNA polymerase complex.